AUGGCUAGGGCUGAGCUUUUUGGACACAUACAUGAUAUUCCGCAACAAGCUAUCGAAGGGUUGAAUGAUUUCUACAAGACACAACAGCGCGACAACUUCACGGAAGCCAUACCUCAUGACAUCCUCCAUGCCUUUGUGGAGCUUUACUUUGAGUACUUCGAUGUGCAGUUUCUCUUUCUGCACCCGUCUCGCUUAGAAGACCCUGGCCUGCCAUGGAUUCUACUGUUAGCCGUAGCAGCCGUUGGUAGCCAUUACUCCGAGAUCCCAGGUGCGGAAGAAUAUAAUCUUGUACUUUCUGAUCUGCUCGCUCGAGCUGUCGAACAGACUCUGUCUAAUCACAUAACACAAGUCGAAACUGCUACAGUUCAGAGUGUUUUUCUGUUGCAUGUUCUGUGGAUGUUUUCUAAUUCCCACAGAGACAAAGUCGUACUAAAACACAAGCGAAGCAGUCUUUCAACUGUAUGCUGGGACUUGCUUAGCAGGGCGAAUAAACGAAGACACCAAAGUCAACCUGAUAUUGGCACUGAAGGUGCCUGGCAAGCGUGGCUAACUACUGAAAGUGAGAUACGCCUGGUUACGUGUGUUCGACUCCUGGAAUGCCUCGGACAUAUCUUUCUGUUCAUGCCUUUGGCCAUCAACCUUCGUGACGCUACAAAACAGCUACCUUGCGAUGAAAGGGCGUGGAAGGCUCGAAAUGCUCUUGAUUGGAAGUCCAAACUGGAGACUUGCGUAGAGGCGCAACCCGCCGUCAGUGGACAAGGUUGUCGUCAUAGUCGCUCUAAUGGGCUGUCUGCUAAAGAUCCUUUCCCUUGCAAGGUCGCUCUCCUGGAACUGUAUCUCGAUGAGAGGGAUAUUUCUCACCAACUUCUUACAUCCAAGAUUCUACGGUCUUCAUUUACAUCAUACUUUGUCUCAAAGUCAAGUACUGAUGCUCAAAGGGCUUUUGAGAAACUUGAUACGAGGAGCCUGAACCCUCAAUUAGACGCAAUAAUCGACGACUGGGGGAGAUACGAUAUUCCAUUGUAUUGCGAUUCUACGACUGAUACCGGUACCACUGGAAACACUCCAUUUCGCCACUGGAUGGCAGGCAAACUAGGAACAGAUGCUGGAGUCGAAGAUGCGUCUCAUAGACUUUUUCCAGAAUAA
Fusarium pseudograminearum CS3096 is the source of this 1146-nucleotide messenger RNA. RefSeq lists its product as uncharacterized. Gene Ontology annotation, cellular component: chromatin. The transcript has 2 exons. Lineage: Eukaryota; Fungi; Ascomycota; Sordariomycetes; Hypocreales; Nectriaceae. The record is from RefSeq and is a predicted model, not a curated record. Gene Ontology annotation, biological process: DNA-templated transcription; regulation of transcription by RNA polymerase II. Gene Ontology annotation, molecular function: RNA polymerase II cis-regulatory region sequence-specific DNA binding; DNA-binding transcription factor activity, RNA polymerase II-specific; zinc ion binding. The coding region runs from base 1 to 1146 and encodes 381 amino acids.